AUGGCAAAGUCUGCUAUCCUCUCCGUCUACGACAAGACCGGCCUCCUGGACCUGGCAACAGGCCUGGCGGAAAACAAUGUCCGCAUCCUGGCGUCUGGCGGCACGGCCAAGAUGAUCAGGGAAGCCGGCAUUCCCGUCGAAGACAUCUCCGCCAUCACUCAUGCCCCCGAAAUGCUCGGCGGCCGCGUCAAAACCCUUCAUCCUGCGGUCCACGGCGGUAUCCUGGCUCGAAAUAUCGAGUCCGACGAGAAAGACCUCGCUGAUCAGAAAAUUGACAAAGUCGAUUUCGUCGUCUGCAACCUAUACCCGUUCAAGGAUACCGUGGCGAAAGAGGGGGUCACAAUCGCUCAAGCUGUCGAGGAGAUCGAUAUUGGUGGUGUAACCCUGCUCCGUGCCGCCGCGAAGAACCACGCCCGUGUCACGAUCCUAAGCGACCCGAACGAUUACACCGAAUUCUUGAACGAAUUGAAAAAGGGCGAUAUUUCCGAGAGGAACCGUCGCUUGUAUGCCCUGAAGGCUUUUGAGCACACGGCCGACUAUGAUGAGGCUAUUUCGGGAUUCUUUAGAAAACAAUAUGCUGGUGACGGUGCGCAGUACCUUGCGCUUAGGUAUGGCGCGAACCCCCACCAAAAGCCGGCGGCUGCGUUCAUGGAGCAGAACAAACUGCCGUUCAAGGUCUUAAACGGUUCUCCUGGGUAUAUCAAUCUCUUGGAUUCUCUAAACGCUUGGCCAUUGGUGAAAGAGCUAAAACAAGCUCUUGGGUAUCCCGCCGCGGCUAGCUUCAAGCAUGUCUCGCCAGCGGGUGCUGCGAUUGGCAUUCCAUUGAAUGACAAGGAGAAGAAGGUAUACAUGGUUGAAGACAUCGCCGGUAUCGAUGAAUCCGGACUGGCGCAAGCUUAUGCACGUGCUCGUGGCGCAGACCGCAUGUCAAGUUUCGGUGAUGUUAUCGCGCUGUCUGAUGUUGUUGAUGUACCAACCGCGAAGAUUAUUUCUCGCGAAGUGUCUGAUGGCGUCAUCGCUCCGGGCUAUGAACCGGAAGCACUCGCAUUACUAGCAAAGAAAAAGGGAGGCAAGUACCUCGUGCUUGAAAUGGACGAUAACUAUACUCCCCCUGGUGAAGAGACGCGUACGGUGUAUGGGGUCCAGCUGCGACAAAACCGCAACGAUGCUGUCAUCUCGCCCAACUCGACUUUCGGCACGAUCAUCACGCCGAAAGAUUUGAAGAGCCUGCCUGAAUCUGCGCUUCGUGAUCUGACGGUGGCCACCAUUGCUUUGAAAUACACCCAAUCAAAUUCUGUCUGCUAUGCGGUCAACGGCCAAGUCGUUGGUCUGGGGGCCGGCCAACAGAGCAGAAUCCACUGCACCCGCCUAGCUGGUGAUAAAGCAGAUAACUGGUGGAUGCGUUUCCACGACCGUGUCCUCAACAUUAAGUGGAAGACUGGCAUUAAGCGACCUGAGAAGAGCAAUGCCAUUGACAUGCUAUGCUCGGGUCAGGUCCCGAAGAAUGAUGUUGAAAAAGCUGACUAUGAGCGAGUUUUUGAAGAAGUUCCCGCGCCUUUUACGCCGGAAGAGAGAGAGGAGUGGGCGAAGAAACUGGGCGAGGUCGUUGUUUCAUCGGAUGCUUUCUUCCCCUUUGUUGAUAAUGUAUUCCGUGCCGCUCGCUCGGGUGUCAAGUACAUUGCCGCUCCAAGCGGGAGCCAAAAUGACUCUGCCGUGUUUGAGACUGCGGAGAAAUUGGGCAUGGUUUUCGUCCAGCAGAGUAUCCGCCUGUUCCACCAUUAG
Molecule: messenger RNA, 1782 nt
Organism: Uncinocarpus reesii 1704
Lineage: Eukaryota; Fungi; Ascomycota; Eurotiomycetes; Onygenales; Onygenaceae
Product: phosphoribosylaminoimidazolecarboxamide formyltransferase/IMP cyclohydrolase
Exons: 4
Coding region: 1-1782 (593 amino acids)
Biological process (GO): 'de novo' IMP biosynthetic process
Cellular component (GO): cytosol
Molecular function (GO): IMP cyclohydrolase activity; phosphoribosylaminoimidazolecarboxamide formyltransferase activity
Source: RefSeq, a predicted model, not a curated record